Fundulus heteroclitus (mummichog) is the source of this 5113-nucleotide messenger RNA. Its product is annotated as NACHT, LRR and PYD domains-containing protein 12-like. The record is from RefSeq and is a predicted model, not a curated record. The coding region runs from base 272 to 3526 and encodes 1084 amino acids. NCBI's taxonomy places the organism in Eukaryota, Metazoa, Chordata, Actinopteri, Cyprinodontiformes, Fundulidae. The transcript has 12 exons. Gene Ontology annotation, molecular function: protein binding.
UCUCCCUUCUUAUAGUUUUCUUUCAGCCUGUGAAAUCUAAUCUUAACUGUUAGCUGUAGAUCUUUAUUCCCACGAAUCCUGCUUGGAUUCUAGACCCUUCUGUUAGAGAUGAAAACACACAAGUCACUUGAUUUCCUGUGAAACUGAAAUUAAAUAAGCUUUUUUUUUUUUUUUAAAGAAGUUUUGGUGAACGGACCGAACGGGCUCCAUUUUUAGAUGGGAGGAUGGAAAUAAUAUGUCCACUUAAUUAACGGAGACUGAAGUCCAGAAGAUGGAGCAUUGUGAUCUGAAGGUGGACAGAUCAGAACCUCUGGGAUCCAGCUGUCCAUCUAUGAGGAGUGACAGGUCCAGAAAACAUCCUCCAAGCUUCAGGGAAGAACCUGGACCCUUAAACUCAGAAGGUCAGAAACAUGGACUGAGUGCAGAAUCUUCAGGAUCAAGCUGUCUGUCGAUGAGGAGUGACCACUCCAAAGUAGAACCUCUAAGCUUCGGUACUGAUCCUGGACCCUCAGACCUAAGCAGGUGGGAGGACUCAUCAUCAGAACCCUCCUCUUUCCCCCAGUGUGGAGAAAGACCCAGACCAGGAGCUGGACUACUGCCAGACAAUCAGAGCAGCUGUGUAGCAGAUGCUGGUCUGCAGAAGAUUUUAGAGGAACAUAAGAACAGUCUGAGGAAGAGAUGUGAAUGUGUGAAUGAAGGAAGUGAUAAACCAGGAAGUAGAACCCUCUUCAACAUGAUCUAUACUGAUCUCUACAUCACAGAGGGGCAGAGUGAAGAAGUUAAUACCCAACAUGAGGUGAAGCAGCUGGAGAGAGCUUCCAAGAUCCAGAAUCUUUGUGGCUCUCAAAUCAGGUGCCACGACAUCUUUAAAGCCUUACCUGACCAACAUGGACCCAUCAGAGUGGUUCUGACCAAUGGCGUUGCUGGUGUUGGAAAAACCUUCUCAGUGCAGAAGUUCACUCUGGACUGGGCAGAGGGCUUAGAGAACCAAGAUGUCUGUGUGGUGGUUCUGCUUUCCUUCAGGGAGCUGAACUUGAUCAGAGAUGAGCAGCACAGUCUUCUCACGCUGCUCCAUGUUUUCCAUCCAAAACUUCAGAAGCUCCCAGCAGAGAAGCUGGCUGUCUGUAAACUUCUCUUCAUCUUUGAUGGCCUGGAUGAAAGCAGGCUUUCUCUGGAUUUUGAUGACAGUCAGCUUGUUUCUGACAUCACACAGAAGUCAUCGGUCAACGUUCUGCUGACAAACCUCAUCAAGGGGAACCUGCUUCCCUCAGCUCUCGUCUGGAUAACUUCCCGACCUGCAGCGGCCAAUCAGAUCCCGCCUUCAUGUGUUGCCAGGGUAACAGAAGUGCGAGGCUUCACCGACACCCAGAAGGAAGCGUACUUCAGGAGGAGGUUCAGUAAUGAAGAGCUGUCCAGCAGAAUCAUCUCCCACAUCAAAACCUCCAGAAGCCUCCACAUCAUGUGUGCAAUCCCAGUCUUCUGCUGGAUCACUGCUAGAGUUCUGGAGAACAUGUUGACCACAGGACAGAGAGGAGAGCUGCCAAAGACCAUGACUGACAUGUACUCACACUUCCUGCUGGUCCAGACGAAGAGGAAGAAGAACAAGUACCAAGAAGAACGUGUGAGAAGUCCCCAGGAGCUGAUGAAGGCUGACAAGGAAGUUCUUCUGAAGCUGGGGAGGCUGGCAUUUGAACAUCUGGAGAAAGGAAACAUCAUGUUCUACCAAGAAGACCUGGAGCAGUGUGGUUUGGAUGUCACAGAGGCCUCGGUGUACUCAGGAGUUUGUACAGAGAUCUUCAAAAGAGAGAGUGUGAUCUUCCAGAAACCAGUCUACUGCUUUGUUCAUCUGAGCAUUCAGGAGUUUCUGGCUGCAGUCUACAUCUUCCACUGUUUCACCAGCAGGAACACAAAGGUGAUGGAGAACUUCCUGAGGGAAGAACUAGAAGAAGAACUAUUUGAAGGAAUAAAGUGUGAAACAUCUCUGGAAGAGUUCUUGAAACGAAUCAUGGAGAAAUCUGUCAGAAGUAAAAAUGGCCACCUAGAUCUGUUUGUUCGCUUCUGUCAUGGCCUCUCUAUGGAGUUCAACCAAAGACUCUUAGGAGACAUGGUGGGUCAUAUAGAAACCGGUCCGGAAACCAUCCAGAGAGUCAUCAACAAUCUAAAGGAGAUGAACACUGGUAAUAUCUCUCCAGACAGAAGCUUAAACAUCUUCCAAUGUGUGAUGGAGAUGAAGGACCUCUCAGUUUGUCAGGAGAGCCAACAGUUCCUGAAAUCAGAGACCAGAUCAGAGAAGCUCUCAGAGAUCCAGUGCUCAGCUCUGGCCUACAUGCGGCAGAUGUCAGAGGAGGUUCUGGAUGAGUUGGACCUAGAGAAGUACAACACAUCAGAGGCAGGACGGCGAAGACUGAUUCCAGCUGUGAGGAACUGCAGAAAGGCUCGACUUUAUGGCUGUAAACUCUCAGAGACUGAAUGUGAAGUUGUAGCCUCAGCUUUGAAGUCCAAAUACUCUCCUGUGGCUGAAGUGGAAAUUAGAGAGAUCGAUGGAGUUCGAGACGCUGGAAUGAAGCAUCUGUGUGAGAUACUGAAGAGUUCAGUCUGUAAAGUGAGGAUCCUCAGCUUGUGGAGCUGCCGUUUGUCUGUGAUCAGCUGUGCUUCUCUGGGCUCGGCUCUGAAGUCCAACCCCUCCCAUCUGACAGAACUGGACCUGAGCUGGAAUGAAGACCUGAAAGAUGCCUCAACGAAGGAGCUAUGUAGUUUUCUCCAGACUCCCCUCUGUAAACUACAGAUAUUGAGAUUGAGGAGCUGUCGUUUGUCAGAGAUCAGCUGUGUGUCUCUAGGCUCAGCUCUAAAGUCCAACCCCUCACAUCUGGCAGAACUGGACCUAAGCUGGAACCAAGACCUGAAAGAUGCUGGAGUGAAGGAGCUCUGUGGUUUUUUCCAGACCCCCCACUGUAAACUACAGAUAUUGAGAUUGAGGAGCUGCAGAUUGUCAGAGGUCAGCUGUGCUUUUCUAGACUCAGCUCUGAAGAACAACCCCUCCCAUCUGACAGAACUGGACCUCAGUCAGAACCAAGACCUGAAAGAUGCUGGAGUGAAGGUGCUUUGCGGUUUUCUCCAGACUCCCCUCUGCAGACUACAGAUGUUGAGAUUGAGGAGGUGCAGUUUGACAGAGACCAGCUGUGCUUCCCUGGGCCCAGCUCUGAAGUCCAACCCCUCCCAUCUAACAGAACUGGACCUAAGUCAGAACCAAGACCUGAAAGAUGCUGGAGUGAAGGAGCUUUGCGGUUUUCUCCAGACUCCCCUCUGUAAACUACAGAUAUUGAGGUUGCAGCGCUGCAGGGUGUCAGCGAUCAGCUGUGCUUCUCUGGUGUCUUCUCUGAAGUCCAACCCCUCCCAUCUGACGGAACUGGACCUGAGCUUCAACAACCUGAAGGAGUCAGAUGUUCAGCAGCUGGAGGAUCUUGUAAAGAGUCCAGACUUCAAACUGAAAUCUGUGGAGUGGUGGUCCCUGGUAUCAUCUUUGUAGAGGAGAACAGCCGAUCUAUGUCCUGCUGAUCAACAGAGAUUCAAGCUGCGGCAAUUUGAGUUUAAAGAGAUUUUAAUCCUGUUUAUUUGAUUGUCUGUCAUUUAUUAUCUGAUAUUGUUUAACUCUUUGGGUGAUGACCAAAUGAAAACUAAGCUUUAUUUAGUGGCAACAUGUAUUUUUUUUUAUUGAAUUUGUUGAAACUGUAAAGUUGGUCUUAUUUUCAGGUACAUACCUUUUGGUUUCUCUCAAAAAGGUAUGUAUGUGGGUAGCGCUGUUGCCUUGCAGCAAGAAGUUCCUGGGUUUGAGUCUGACCCUUUGUCUUUGUGCAUGGAUUGGGGGAGUGCUGGCCUAGUGGUUAGAUCAUUGCGCUUGUGUCCUGCAGGUUCUGGGUUCUCCCACAUACCCUUCAAGGGGAUGGAUUAAAAGCAGAGAACAAAUUUCAUUGGAAUGUAUGUUGCAAUGACAAUAAAGAUGAUUAAAAAACAGUAUUGUAGAAAAAUGUAAAUGCUAAUUUCAGCUAUAUGUGAGCAGGGCUCUCCACUCAUGCAUUGGCCAUGUGACACAUGCAUUUCCCUGUCUGCUCACACAGGGCAUUCCUCAGAGAUCAAAAUGUUUCUGGCACAAGUUCACCAACUUUCGAAGAGCAUAAAUUAACUGGUUGACAACUUCAAGACUUGAAGGGUCGGGACCAUACUUUAUUGACAGACCAACACAUUUCGGCAUGUGGCCUUCUUCAGGGUAAUUUCAAAGCACUCCAUCAGCUGUCUUUAAAUAAGUACAAUGCAGAAAAAAUUUAAAUAAACUUAUCACUUAUUCACACAUACCUAAACUGACCAAUCAGCAUCCAGGGGGAUAGAACUUGCUGACUGGUUAAACUAGUGCCUGAUUAGGUUCUUGCUAAAAACACAGUUUUAAAUAGGGCAUAUAAUCCCACAUUUGCAACAGUACUUCACUCCCACAAAAAUACAAUCAAAUCAGAUCCAUACAUUGCAACCACAAAACCAGCAGAAAUAACAGUAUCGUGACAAAAAACUCUAACUUCAUUAAAAACAAUAGGCAAAACCAAUAAAAACCAUUGCAAUCGUACAUUCCAAUGAAAUUUGUCUUCUGCAUUUAACCCAUCCCAGAUUGCUGCCCAGGAAACAAUCUGGGUGUGAUGAAUUUAGGAGGACCCAAGAAAUACCCGAAAACAAGUGAGUACAAAAUAUUAACAGUCUUUAUUUUGACGCUGGCGGCGCGGUCCCCUGGCUCGGCUCGCACUCUGCGACUGGCCGCUCCUGGACGUGCUGAGGGUAGAGCUCUGACUCCUUAUGUCGAAGGCGUCCGAGAGGGGGUUAUCCAGGGCUCUUUGUCCAGGUCCGGUCCGGGUCUUUGUCAGGGGGAAAUCCGUUUAACUCAGGCAGCGGUUUCCAAGGGAGAAUCCAACAGAGCGUCCAGGUCACAAUCCAGAAAGCACAGACGGACAGGGGACAGGCAAACUCGUUUUUACUCACGGACAGGCUGGGGUCAGAAACACGGUGAGGCAGUCCAGUUCUCUGAGGCUGACAGGCAGGACCCAGGCAGGCAGACAAAUCCAAAAGGGGCAGA